CACACACACACACAGACACACGCCUCGAGGUGGAUCCGCGCCGGCGGCGUCCAGACAUUCCCACACGCCCCUCCACGCCCCCCCCGGUUCUUGACCACCCGCCUUCAAACCCAAACCUUUCUUUGCGUGCCCGAAAAACCAACCUUGCUGCUGGUGCUGGUGCUGGUGCUUUCCACAGCAGCCGCGCCGUGGAGUGACUGACUGACUGACGGACGGACGGGCGGACAGCCUGCCUGCCUGCCUGACGACUACGUACUGCCUGCCAUUGCUGCUCCUACCUUAGUACCUUACCUACCUUACCUACUACUACCACCACUACUACUACUACGCCCGGAUCCCACACACCCCGUCCGUCCUUUGACUCAACCACCUUUUUCUUCCACCGCCAGAAUCUCUUUUCCAUAAUAAACACCAGCGCCGUCCGCAGCAACAACGACACACAUCGCCCUGGCUCACAUCUUCCUGGAUUCCUUUGCUCGUGGACCGACGUACCACGACACCCGCAUCGACGACGUGCGCCCCUCCCUUCCGACAUCCAUCGUUGGCGCAGCGAUCCGUUGUCCUGCCCGCCCUGCCUGCAGUCUGACUAAGUGGAAGAAGCCAUCUGCCGGCACCGCAACAGGCGCCCUUUUUGGUGCAAGGAGCUGCUGCACCUCUGACGACAGACGACGUCGUCUUCGCUGCGGCUCUGCAGUGGACGCGCAAACAUCAGCCACUGCGUCCUUCCAACCUGGCAAAUUUCGACUCUGGGCCGCUUGUUGCAGCGAGUGAGCGCCCUUGAUUCUCUGCGAACAGCUUCCGCCCUUCCCUUCCUUGGCCACCAGCAAACGACAGACACGCAACAACGCCAGGACCACCGAUUCGCACCCGCCGUGCCGGGCUCGCCAAUUUCGCGCCUCUUGCCUUCGAGUACGCACCCUCUGCUCUGCGACUCUGGUCGCCGACGCCCUCCUCCACGCCUUCGCGGAAAACCGCUAGCCGACGGGCGUUGCCCACGGGACACAGACUCGUCGCAUCUCACCCACGCCCAGCUAAGCCCGCGUCCCCAUCGUCUGCGACUUCCUGGCUGAAGCGCAACGAGGCCUCUCGGCCUGCAUCGUACGCAUACCCCAAAGCAGCGACUUGCAUACGAUACCACCACCACCAGCUGCUGCCACCUCACCACUCCCACCCGCGACAUUGGGCCUCUCUCGAACCUGGCAGAGACGGCGAGAUCUGCCCCUAGCUCCCGUUCCCGCUUCCGACACCACCACCACCACCACCACCACCAUCACGCCGCCGCCGCCGCCGCCCACCACUCCUGGACCUUUGGCUGGGUCGAUUAUCUGUCGCGAACUGCGGAGCCUGCUGCUGGACAGUUGGUGCUCCUCCUUCUGCACAGUUCACAAACCCGCUGGCGUUGCCUGCUGCUGCUCUUGUCGUGACGCCGGCCCCAUUGGCAAGAAGUCUGCAAGACACGCAUCGCCAGCAGCUCCAAUACGACCCCUGGCCAGGUGAACAGCCACCGCGCCGCGGAUCUGCUAUUUCUGACCACUUCCCCGCAUUCUGUUCCUGCCCCGGCCCGUCCCAACAUGCAUGCCGGAGCACAUCUGGUCUUAUAAAUGUCGACACUGCCUUCAUAGGCGUGCACCGGGCUCGCUUGCUGUGUGUCUCGUGCUCCUUCGGCACGAUUGAUGUCGGGCGACCUGGACUCCAACCCAAUGACUUCGACACAAUCCGUGGACCCUACAAGGUCCUCGUCGCUUUCUAUCCAGCUUCGGUGCGCUCGUCCGAGCCACGUCCAAACAAACCUGCCGCUAUCAGAGCAACAUCAACUACAACACCAAUCCCACUCUGCUGCGCACCAGCAAUCAUCCGCUUCCGCCGCUCCCGUUCCCGUUUCAGCCAUAAGCUCCUCCUCUGUGGCCUCAAGCUCACGCCACGGCUCGCCCAUCAUGUCUCCAGAGACCGCAGUCUUGACGAGGAAUUCUUCAAUACAGGCAUCCCCGGAACCCAUUCGUCCAAAAGACGAGGACCAAUUUCCUUCCAGCUUUCAGCUUCCCGACUCCAUCUUAUCACGAAAACCUAGUGCCAACUCGCUCGGCCACAGCUGGCUCAGCAGCACGACCAGUCCCAUUGCCGAGGCUGCAUACAACAACAGCACCACCAUCAACUCCCUACCAAGCAACGCACCCUCGACGUCCUCCGUCAAUGCCGCUCCGUCCAAGGGCAACAUCAUCCGUCGCAUCUCUAGCCGAGCGUCAAGGAGCAUCACCAGCCGGCGGCGCCAGUCAUCUGCCACCCCUGCCAGUCGCGAUGGAAGCGUAGGCCCUUGCUUCCUCAGGCGUCGGAGUGACAGCAAUACCACCGCCCCGCCAGAAUGCGGCGGCGCCGUGUCCACGGACUCUGAGUCGGACCUGGAUGAGCGCGAGGACUUCGCGUCAAUCAAGUCCUUGUAUCUCGAUGGCAUGCCCCGGGGUUCGUCUGCCAACAGCACUACGGGAUCCAUCCCGGGGAGCUCCAAUAACAUGGCUGGUCCUGUCAUUCCCCUGCAGCUUCAGCGUGGAACCUGGUUGCGGAAAAUUUCCAAAAAAAAUCGCUCCAAGCGAAUUCGCCUCGUCUACGAGCCCGAGACGAACAAGCUCACUUGGGAUCGGGCGAGGCCCAACAAGUUUCUCCACGUCGACGAGAUUCGAGAAAUUCGCACGGGCUCCGACAUCCAGCAGUAUGGCCGCGACUUCAACAUCCCUGAGUCUGAGCGCUCUACCUGGUUCUCCAUCCUCUAUUCUAUUCCUGAAAAGUCAAAGACAAAGUUCCUUCAUCUCAUCGCUGAUGACGUCGAGACGUGCUCUACUUGGACCACCUUCUUGAACGCCAUGCUCAAGCACCGACAGGAGGCCAUGACAUCUCUCAUGUCGUUCAACGACCGAGCCAUUGCGCAGUACUGGCACAGUGAGAUGAUGAGGCAAUUUGGCGAUCAGCCGCGAGGGGACGCGCAAGAGGAGAUGGACAUUGCGGGAGUCAUGCAGGUCUGCCAAAACCUGCACAUGUACAGCUCUCAGUCCACUCUACAGGCCAACUUCCGCCUCUGCGACGCCAGGCGUCGCGAACGCCUGAACUUUUCUGAGUUUCUCAACUUCGUCCGGCUUAUGAGGCAGCGGUCAGAUAUCCAACGCAUCAUCCGUAGCAUUGCGGCCAAGCCGCAGGCUGGACUGACGUUGCCGGAGUUUCUUUCCUUUCUUCGCGACGUGCAGGGGGAAGACGUCGACUCCAACAUAGCUAUGUGGGAGAAGCACUUUUACAAGUUCGUCCGCAAGCACAGAGCCGGGGAUGUUGACGUUUUCGAUGCGGACAGCGCCGCCAACAUCAUGUCGGAGGCGGCUUUCGUCGCCUUUCUCUCCUCUCAGCACAAUGGCCCGCUGGCCGAUGAGCCCCAAGAAUACACUCUCGACAGACCCAUGAACGAGUACUUCAUCUCAAGCUCUCACAAUACCUACCUCAUCGGCCGCCAGGUUGCCGGACAGUCGAGCGUUGAGGGAUACAUCGCCGCUCUCGCCCGAGGCUGCCGCUGCGUCGAGGUCGACUGCUGGGACGGAUCCGAUGGCCAGCCGCAGGUCGUCCACGGCCGCACGCUCACCACGGCCAUCAGCUUCCAGGAGGUCAUGACGACCAUCAACAAGUACGCCUUUGUCAAGUCGAGCUUCCCCUUGUGGAUCUCCCUCGAGGUUCACUGCAGCCCCAUGCAGCAGGCCUUGAUGGUGGACAUCAUGAAGGAAGCUUUCGGCGUGCGUCUCGUCACGGAGCCUCUCGACCCGACAUCAGACAAGUUGCCGUCGCCGUCGGAGCUUAUGGAGCGGAUCCUCAUCAAGGUUAAGAAGCCUGGUGGCAACCACGACAGCUCUGUCGCCGAUGUCACCGGCAGGCGCCGAGGAAGCAGCCUCGGCUCUCCUCUCUCUAGACCCACUGUCCCGGACACGAGCGCCUUCACGCCUUCCCAGUCAUUGCCACAGAGUCCGCUUCUCGCUGCCAGCAACCAAGCUCGCCGUCUGGUGAGCAAGAGUCGCGUCAACACCAUUACCGAAGGUGAGGUGCACGAGCUCAUGAGCAGCAGCACCAGCGAUAACGAGAGCGGUAGCGAGAUUGGCACCAUCGGGAGAUCGGCAAACAAGACGACCAAGGUGCUGGGUGCCUUGGGCGUGUACUGCGCCGGCGUCAAGUACUUUGGGUUCGAUAGUCCGGCCGCCAAGGCUUUCAACCACAUCUUUUCCUUCAUGGAGACAAGCUUUGCCAAGCACUCCCGCACCAAAGAAGCCAAGAUGGCCUUGGACAUCCACAACAUGCGGUACCUGAUGCGAGUCUACCCCGACAGCCGAAGGUUUGCGUCAAGCAACUUCGAUCCGCUCAUCUACUGGCGCCGCGGCGUGCAAAUGGCCGCGCUCAACUGGCAGACGUUCGACCUAGGCACUCAGCUCAACCAUGCCAUGUUCGAGGGCGGCAGGGACGAGUCGGGCUACGUCUUGAAGCCACCUGAGCUGCGCGACAUUCAGGUCCGGCCGUAUGACUUGGCCAUCGCUGAGGGCAAGAAGGAGCGGUCUGUCGUGUCCUUUACCGUCGACGUCAUUUCGGCCCAACAGCUGAUGAGGCCGCCCAAUCUGGCGGCCGCCAAGUCCAUGGAUCCUUAUGUCGAGGUCGAGGUCUUCCACGCCAACGACAAGCGUGACAAGAAGGAGGUGGGCUCGAACAUAUUCUACGAGGGCGACUCGCCGCUGCAGUUCCAGACCGAGGUGAUUCGCGAGAAUGGCUUCAACCCCAUGUUCUCUGGCGGACAGUUCAAGUUCCAGGUGACGACGAAGCACCCUGAGCUCAUUUUUGUGCGCUGGUCCGUCAAGCUGGCCAGCUACGGCGAGAGCUACAACAGCAAGGAGGGGGCUGCCAUCGCCACAUAUACCGCCAAGCUCAAGAACUUGAAGCAAGGCUACCGAACCCUGCCUCUGCUCAAUCAUGCCGGCGACCAGUAUUUGUUCUCGACGCUUUUUUGCAAAAUCCAGGUCGACCCCAUCGAGACGAAGCUCUUUGACGUCCCUUCUACGGUUCAGGACGUGAGCAAAUUCAAUCGCUUCGGGGGCAAGGUCUUUGGUCGCUCGAACGGGACUGUCAGCCCACGAAGUACAUUUGAGAAGAGCAGCAUGGACAAGAGCAGCACGGAGAAGAGCAGCAUGGAAAAGAGCAGCUUUGACAGCUGUCCGUGAUGCCCGCAUUGGUCACACUUGUUGGCGUGCGAAGGGUCGUCAUGACGGUGCAGAGCUUGCCGAGCAGCUGUGCAAGUCACCAAACAAUUGCGUUGUUCACGCAAAGAUGGUGCCAUGACGAUCACACACACUACGCCCAGUCCCACGAUCGACUGCGAUCCUGGCGCGCCACAGAGCGGUGGGACUGGCAAGCAUAUUUUCCCCCCUUUCUCGAGACUUGGGCCGAUUCACCCUUGUCCGUGUACGACCAUAGUUUUGUCGAUUUGCAAGCAACACCUUCGUUUCUUCCCUUACUCUUCUACCACCAGUCUCUGGGGCCUGGCAAGGAUUGAACCUUUCUUGGCUUUUCUUUUCCUCUUUGGAAUUUCUCCUUCAUCAUUAUUCCCUUUGUCUAAAGCUGGCGCACGAAAAUAGGACGGAAAAUACCCCCCCAUGCUGGCGGAGUGCUAUACAGAGUUGCUUGAUUGUGUUGCUAGGGUGGUUUCGGGCUUUGCACGAUGGCGGGGGUUGCAUAUACCAUGAUUGUUUUUUUGUUACAGGGCAUGGGAAGCAUAGCACUCGAACAAGGGCAAGAUAGACAAGGAACGGGCAUGGGCAAUCAUGUUUCUCUCCACUUUUUUUCUCCUUUUAUGUUUUACUGUGUCUGUCUGGGCACAUGUGCGUUGGGAAUGCACGGGGCCGCUCAGGAGACGCUGCAUGGGAUCUUUUGGCGUUGAGCUUUUGAUGCAUUUGCGUUGGGAAGGGAGGAGCCGAGGAUCGACGUUGUAACACGUGCUCCUUUUCCUUUUGACAAAAGACGUUGUUUAUCCAGUGGCUCGCGCUGCAUGACUCUUGGCUACUGUAGCCUCACGAUGUGGGAAGUAGGGAGGGGUUGGGAUUCGUUGUGGGGAGGCGUGGCUGGGGAAGAUGCCUACAUAGCUGAGCAUAAUACCAGUAUUGGGAAAG
Purpureocillium takamizusanense is the source of this 6173-nucleotide messenger RNA. Its product is annotated as Phosphoinositide phospholipase C. Gene Ontology annotation, molecular function: phosphatidylinositol-4,5-bisphosphate phospholipase C activity. Gene Ontology annotation, biological process: lipid metabolic process; phosphatidylinositol-mediated signaling. The record is from RefSeq and is a predicted model, not a curated record. Bases 1674 to 5228 code for a protein of 1184 amino acids. NCBI's taxonomy places the organism in Eukaryota, Fungi, Ascomycota, Sordariomycetes, Hypocreales, Ophiocordycipitaceae. The transcript has a single exon.